AUGGCCAAUUUUCGGCAAUUCGUCCCCAGCGACCUCAGCAAGCUGUCCAAAUGCAAUCUUGAUCCCUUCACCGAGACCUACGAUCUUUCCUUCUACCUCCAAUACCAUGCCAAGUGGCCGUCUCUCUUCCAGGUCGCCGAAGACCAGCAUGGCAACAUCAUCGGCUACAUCAUGGGAAAGCUCGAGUCCUCUCCGGACAUCUACAAAUACUCUGAACACUAUCUUCCAUGGCACGCGCACAUCACUGCCGUGACCGUAGCCCCCGAGGCGCGCAGGCUGGGGAUCGGCAAGCUGCUGUCGCAGCAGCUCGAGGCGGCCGCCGACGCCGGUGACGCCUGGUUCGUCGAUCUGUUUGUUCGCAAGUCCAACCACAAGGCCAUCAGGUUCUACAAGAGCAUGGGUUACAGCGUCUUCAGGGUUGUCAAGGACUACUACGGUGACCACUCGAGCGAUCCGACCCUUGACUCCGAGGACGCCUACGACAUGCGAAAACCGUGCGCGCGUGACGUCAAGCGCAAACACAUACGCGACGAUGGGGAAAACCACGAGGUAAAUCCCGAGGAUGUCUGGUAG
This is a messenger RNA of Pyricularia grisea, 573 nucleotides long. RefSeq lists its product as uncharacterized. The transcript has 2 exons. The record is from RefSeq and is a predicted model, not a curated record. NCBI's taxonomy places the organism in Eukaryota, Fungi, Ascomycota, Sordariomycetes, Magnaporthales, Pyriculariaceae. Gene Ontology annotation, molecular function: protein-N-terminal amino-acid acetyltransferase activity. Gene Ontology annotation, biological process: N-terminal peptidyl-methionine acetylation. Gene Ontology annotation, cellular component: NatB complex. The coding region runs from base 1 to 573 and encodes 190 amino acids.